Molecule: messenger RNA, 1014 nt
Organism: Vigna radiata var. radiata (mung bean)
Lineage: Eukaryota; Viridiplantae; Streptophyta; Magnoliopsida; Fabales; Fabaceae
Product: transcription factor MYB8
Exons: 2
Coding region: 91-930 (279 amino acids)
Source: RefSeq, a predicted model, not a curated record
GGUAUGCUUCCUCAUUACGAGGUAGAGAACCUUCUGGAUCUCUCUCCAUUCACCACUUGAAGGUGAGUCUGGUUUUCUUGUGCGAAGAAGAUGGGAAGAGCUCCUUGUUGCUCCAAAGUAGGGUUGCACAGAGGUCCAUGGACUCCACGAGAAGAUGCUUUGCUCACUAAGUAUAUUCAAGCUCAUGGAGAAGGCCAGUGGAGAUCACUGCCAAAAAGAGCUGGUCUUCUGAGAUGCGGGAAAAGUUGCAGACUGAGAUGGAUGAACUAUCUGAGACCAGAUAUAAAGAGAGGAAACAUAACUCCAGAAGAAGACGAUCUCAUAAUUAGAAUGCAUUCACUUUUAGGAAAUCGAUGGUCCCUCAUUGCUGGAAGGUUACCGGGACGAACAGAUAAUGAGAUAAAGAAUUACUGGAAUACCCAUCUUAGCAAGAAGCUGAGAAAUCAAGGAACAGAUCCUAAGACACACCACAAGUUAACCGUACCACCAGAGAAGAAGGGCAAAAAGAAGAACAAGCAAAAGCAUGAGAAUAAGAAAGGGAGCUCAGAGAAAACCUUGGUUUAUCUACCAAAAGCGGUGAGGGUGAAGGGUCUGUCAUGUGUGCCUCGAACGGAGAGCACCUUCACCCUGGAUUCGAAUUCGGGUAGUGCAUCGACGAGCCAGGAGAAAGUUCAAAGCCCAGAAGAAGUAGCUAGAGAGGUAAACAUGGUUUGGGGUGUAGGCAACGAAGGAGACCAUGGUGGGGUUGGAAUUUUCUUUGGUGAAGACCACGACCUAGUCAACACCUCUUACGUGGAAUGUCAUUCUGAUGAUGUUCACACUGAUCAUGGUACGCUACAAAAGCUCUACGAAGAGUACUUGCAGCUCUUGAAGGAUGAAGAGAAACCUGCGGAUGAAUUAGAUUCUUUUGCCCAAUCUUUAUUGGUGUAGAUGUAGAAAUAAUGCUAAACUAUUUGCUUGGAAAGUAAUAAAAUAAAGUUUGCUCUAGCAAGCAUGUGACCAUUGUAUUAUUCA